Messenger RNA from Lactuca saligna, 1062 nucleotides. Lineage: Eukaryota; Viridiplantae; Streptophyta; Magnoliopsida; Asterales; Asteraceae. The record is from the annotation of a GenBank genome assembly.
AUGCAAACAACCACAUCUUCCCUAAUAGAAAAUAAGGAAACAUGGAAGUGGUUUCUUGACCUCCUACUAGAUAAUAUUGAAAUGGGAAUUGGUCAUGGAUUGACCCUCAUAUCAGACCAACACAAGGGAUUGGUAGAGGCUAUCAAAGAAAGAGUUCCAGCAGCAGAGCAUAGACAAUGUGCUAGGCACAUCGAUGCUAACUUCAAGAAAAGAUUCAAAGAAUUUGUUAUUUUUGUGGAUAGAUUUUGGGGAGUUAUACCUUCUGGGGUACAAAAAUAUGAGGUUAGGAUUGGAAAUGAUGGAUAUGAUGUGGACCUUAACAACAACACAUGUGGAUGUAGAUCUUGGCAAGUAUCAGGUAUCCCAUGUGUGCAUGUAGUGGCAGCCAUUUCAUACCUCAACAGGAAUGCAGAGGACUAUGUUGCACCAUGGUUCCAUACAACCAUGUUCUUGACUUGUUACAACCACACCAUUAACCCACUUAAUGGUAGUUCCAUGUGGCCUGAAGCUCCCUACAUGAAGCCAUUGCCUCCUCAAAAAAGAAGGUUACCAAGAAGGCCAACCCUUAAAAGGAAAAAGGAUCAAUCUGAGAUGGAAAGCAAGGGGAAAAGAAGGCAUACUAUCUCAAAAGCAGGUUCAGUUAAUAGAUGCACUAUUUGUAGAGAAAGGGGCCAUAAUAGAUCAACAUGUCCUACUAAACCAGCAGAUGUGGCAUCCACUUCAAGGCCAAAUAACAAGAAACCUAAAAAAUGUAAAGUGGAACCAGUUCAAGCAGAUCCAGUGGAUCCAGUUCAAGUACCAACUCCAAAUAUUGAACCAAUUCAAGCAGAUCCAUUGGAUCCAGUUCAAGUACCACAUGUUGAACCAGUUGAUGAUCCAACUCCACAUGUUGAACCAGUUCAAGUAGAUGAUCCACAUCCAAAUGUUGAUGUCCCUGCUCAACCAGUUGCAACUAGGAAGAGGAUACAAAAAUACUCAGAAAUAAUUACCAAGAUAGGGUUGAGGAAGAAGGUUUUGAAGAAAAAAGGAAGCACUGGACACAACCCAAUGGUGUUGGAAUGA